Stereum hirsutum FP-91666 SS1 is the source of this 538-nucleotide messenger RNA. Its product is annotated as DUF1748-domain-containing protein. Gene Ontology annotation, cellular component: cytoplasm. The record is from RefSeq and is a predicted model, not a curated record. Bases 100 to 321 code for a protein of 73 amino acids. The transcript is spliced from 2 exons. NCBI's taxonomy places the organism in Eukaryota, Fungi, Basidiomycota, Agaricomycetes, Russulales, Stereaceae.
CACGUCCUAUAUAAGGCCUGCUGUCGUCGUUCUCUACCAACACAACCCAACUAGAACCAAUAUCUACCAGCCGCACGUCUACUUCAUUUCGACCUCAUUAUGGCACUCGGGAGACUCGUCCAUUACACUAUCGAUGCUGCUCUACUCUCCACUCUUCUGGCAGGUGUCAGACGGUCCAGCGGCUUUACGCCACGGACCGACAACAUCACAGAACCUAGCAUUCGGUCAGCCGUGGAGAAGUACCUCGGUUUUGGAGAGUCGGUGUUCGACAUGGUGCAGGGGACGGCUGUGAACAGCAGUUAUUUCAAGCGUGAUAGCUAGACGAAUGCUGCUGGUGGGUGGACCGUCCAGAAGGCAUGCAGAGAAGCCGAGUAGAGGGUGUUCGUCUGACGGGUUGGACCGGAUUGAGGACUUGCCAGCACUAGGCGUGUGCGGGUUCAAGACGGUUGAUUCAGCGAUAUACAUUCAUUUUGAAUGUGGUACUUUAUCUGGCAUCUGGAAUGGUUUAUUUUUAUUGCGUUUUUCCUCCUCAAUUUAC